Molecule: messenger RNA, 1285 nt
Organism: Habropoda laboriosa
Lineage: Eukaryota; Metazoa; Arthropoda; Insecta; Hymenoptera; Apidae
Gene: mRpS29
Product: 28S ribosomal protein S29, mitochondrial
Exons: 6
Coding region: 131-1285 (384 amino acids)
Biological process (GO): apoptotic process
Cellular component (GO): mitochondrial small ribosomal subunit; mitochondrial ribosome
Molecular function (GO): structural constituent of ribosome
Source: RefSeq, a predicted model, not a curated record
UCAGUAAUAAAUAUGGCUAACCCCAUCUGCGUUAGCGAUAGAUGUUUAUCAAAGAAUUUAUAGUUAUUGAUGAAAAAAACGAAAUAUUGACGAAAAAAGGAAACAAUUAGUGUUAUUAGAUGUAAACAAGAUGAUGUCUUAUACUUAUUCAUUAUUUAGCAGAAUGUGCAUUAUAAACGGACGACGAACUGUAAUAACAGCCGCAGCGAAAGAAAUACAAGACACAAAUAUUUCACCGUUUCGUGUUAUGGAAUCAUACCCUCCGGAACAUGAUAAAAGUCACUUAAAUCGAAUUUAUACAGUACCUGAGACUGUUACUACUUUGCUAACACAAGAUAUGUCAAAAGAGUUAAAGAAACAAAUAACAGUUUUCAACGAGUUCGGCAUUUUAAUUAGAAAACCUGCAAUUGAACUCAUGUCAUACUUGGAACAAACAGAUUAUACAAAGCCCAUAAAUAAAUAUGUUCUAUAUGGUAAAUUAGGAGUAGGAAAAACAACAAUAUUGAUGCAUUUGAUUCAUUACGGUCUUGAAAAACACUUUAUUAUGCUUCAUCUACCAUGGGUUGCCACUUGGUUUCGGUUUCCGAGAAAAGUUGUACAAUCUACCACGAAUCCAGAUCAGCUAGAUCUACCUGAAGAAGCAGCAUUAUGGUUGAGAUAUUUUAAACAAUUAAACGAAUUAUCAUUAUCACAAUAUGAUUUAAAGGUUUCUAAAGAAUAUGUAUGGACGCAAAGAGAAAUGACAAAAUCUGGAGAAUCCCUUUCUCAUCUUAUCGAAUUUGGAAUAGAAAGAAAUAGAUUUGCUUGUGCAGUUAUCACUGCAUUAAUAGAUGAACUUAAAGCAGCUAGCAUAGCAGGGAAAUGUAAAAUACUAGUUGUUAUAGAUGGUUUUAAUGCAUUUACUUCUAAAUGCACGCUAGUGCGUGAUGAAAAUCGUGUAUUCGUUCCACCUUCGAGGGUAUCCAUAACAUCAGCAUUUUUCAAUAUUGUAAAUUACGAUUGGUGUAAUGGUGCUGCUAUAUUAACAGUGGAUGUAAGAGCAAACAAAGAUAGGAAAGAAUCCGACUACCCUAUAUACUUACUUGGUAAAGAAGGAUUUGAAUAUUUAGAUCCCUAUCUUCCUGUUUGCGUUGAAAAUUAUUCUAGAGAAGAGUUUAAAACAAUAAUAGAAUACUACAAAGAUCGAAAAUGGAUCAGGAACAUUAGUCCUGAAGCAGAAAAAGAAUUAGAACUAUUAUCUAACAAGAAUCCAUUGGAAUUGUGGCAGUGUAGUAAACCAAUAUAA